AGACAGGCGAGCGUGGACGCGCACGAUCGUGGCCACGCGCAGCUGGAGCGCGCAGUGCGGGAGCGGCACGGCUCCUAGUCCCGGCUGGUUAAGGUGAAACGCCAGAAAGAAGGGAAAAACAUAUUAUAUUUAUUUCUUCACGGAACUGGACCUUUUUGGGAAAAAAAGGGACAUUUACGCCAAAACACGAGUGCUGCCGGGCGAGCGAUGCUGACCACGCCGGCCCUCUGGCAAUAAUCGGCUGUGACAUGGCAGACCGGGACGACAAGGCGGAGAUGUCCAUUGCCCCGGGCCAGCCGUACAUCGAGGUGGAGUAUGAGUAUGAGUACAAGGCCAAGGACCGCGUCGUCACCAUAAAGCCUAAGGAAUGCUACAUGCUGGUGAAGAAGACCAAUGUGGACUGGUGGCAGGUUAAGAAAGACGAGGGUUCCAAGCCGUUCUACGUACCUGCCCAGUAUGUGCGGGAGGUGCGCAAGGCCCUGAUGCCACCACCCAAGGCCCUUCCUCAGGGUGGCCCCAUCAGGCCACGGCCCGCCACUCCGGACCUCAGCAAGCCCAACGACAACCUCAACAAACCAACGGCUCACCUGACCCCGCCGACGGUGGUCAAAGACAUCAACCAGAACCCGGCCAGCUCUGGGCAUGGCAAAGGUUCGCCAGACCCCCUCCACCAUGGCAGCAGCAUCAACAGCAAUGGUGGCUCAUUGCCGCGACAAAGGGCCAAGUCCCCCUCAUCUGACAGGAAAGUCCCCCUGGACAUCUUGGUGGAUGUGACGGCUCCCACAGUGGACUCGGACAAGCACUACCACGACCUGGAGUCAGGAGAUGAGCUGAGUAGCAGUCCUACGGAUCCCAUGCAGAGUCCCUCCCCCUUGGAUUCCACCCGGCCGGACUCCCCCGUCUACAGCAAUCUGCAGGAUCUGAAGCUCUGUCAGAGCAGUCAGCCCCCCAGACCGUCAAGCUUGCCGCUGCAGACAGCCGGCGACUGGGAGACCCACCGCGAUGCCACUGGCCGCCACUUCUACUAUAACCGCUGCACGCAGGAGCGCAGCUGGAAGCCCCCCCGCAGCAGGGAGUCAAGCACCAAGGGGGAUUCGGAGGAGUCCCCGUCGAGCCCCAAAGGCAUCCCGGAUUCUGAUUGGAGCCCUCUGUCUCCCAGGCCACUGCCGUCUCCAUCGGAGAAGUGUGGUGUGCUGAACGUGACCAAAAUCACGGAGAAUGGAAAGAAAGUCAGGAAGAACUGGACCUCAUCCUGGACAGUGCUUCAUGGGUCCUCGCUGCUCUUUGCUAAGGGCCAAGGAGGUGGGACCAGUUGGAAGUUUGGCAGCAGCCAGUCCAAACCGGAGUUUACCGUGGACCUCAGGGGGGCCUCUAUCGAAUGGGCUAAGCAAAAGUCCAGCAAAAAGAAUGUCAUUGAGCUGAAGACUCGGCAGGGCACAGAGCUGCUCAUCCAGCUGGAGCACGAGACUUCCAUCAACGAGUGGUACAAGGCCCUGUCGGAGACCAUCAGUGCCCACGCCUGGGAGUCUGAUGAAGCCAUAGAGGAGGACAUUCCUGAGUCACCCAUGGGAGAGAAGCCGGAGAAGGAGAAGGAGAAGGAGAAAGACAAGGAGCAACGAGAGUCCAGGAAGGGGAGGGCCGUGAAGACCUCCGUCAGCAUGGAAUCGACGGAGGACAAGAAGACCAAGGUGAAGCUGAAGAAGUUCCUGACACGUCGACCCACGCUGCAGUCCGUCCGGGACAAGGGCUACAUCAAAGACCAGGUGUUCGGCUGCAGCCUGACCAGCCUCUGUCACCGGGAGAACUCGACCGUGCCCCGUUUCGUCCGGAUGUGCAUCGAGCACGUGGAGAAGAACGGCCUGGACAUGGAUGGAUUGUACCGGGUCAGCGGGAACCUGUCAGUCAUACAGAAGCUGAGGUUCGCGGUCAAUCACGACGAGAAGGUGGAUCUGGAGAGCAGCAAGUGGGAGGACAUACAUGUCACGACGGGCGCCCUGAAGAUGUUUUUCCGGGAGCUUGCAGAACCGCUGUUCACCUACGGCCUGUUCAAUGACUUUGUUAACGCCAUCAAAUCUCCGGACUACAAGCAGCGGCCGGUUUUGAUUAGGGAUUUAAUCAAGCAGAUGCCGAAACCCAACCAGGACACCAUGCAGGUCCUCUUCAAGCAUCUCAGGAAAGUGAUAGAGCACGGCGAGGCGAACCGCAUGACCUCCCACAGCGUGGCCAUCGUGUUCGGCCCCACCUUGCUGAGGCCCGAAGUAGAGACCAGCAACAUGGCCGUGCACAUGGUUUACCAGAACCAGAUCGUGGAACUGAUCCUGCAGGAGUAUGACCAAAUCUUCGGCAGCUGCUAAUGCUUCAGCAGCGGAUUGUAAGCGUACUGCACGCCGAUGCAGACAGCGCCACCUGGUGGGUGGAGGACUGAUGGCUGAGUGGGAGUGGCAAAUUCUGGGGCCAUUUAAGGAGAGCUUAAUAAACAUACAGCCUCUGAAACCGGUGCUGGUUUAUCAGGUUGUGGGCCGCCGAGCCCAGGUUCUGAGGCACAGGAGCUGGGUGCAGAUAGUGUCCGUCCACCAAGAGCUCAAACACGUCCCAGUCCUCUCGAGAGUGUACUGCUGCAGGCCCUGGAUAAUCACCCCCAUCUCGUGGGACAGAGCUGUGUGCUGCAGCGCUCAAAGAGCUACCCUCCGUGAAAAUACUCCUUUUCUCGUCUUUCCUGACCUCGCUGGACCAGGGGCAGAUGACGCAACUCUUGUUCACAACUGCCUACAUGCAGGUGCGGCCCCUGGAUCAAACAGACCUUUGCCUGGCAAGUGCAGACUGUUCCAAGACCACAGUACUGGAAUGAGUCCUGGUGUAUUUAUUCUGCAAACGCAUGCACUGUGCAUCUCAACUGAGCUACAGAAGUAGUCUUAUGGAAAUGAUUUACAAGACUGUAGGACAGCCUGAAAAAAGGUACACUGGAAACUGGUACUAAUGUUGUUUUGAUGUUUUUUUUAUGUUUUUGAGCUUUUGGAACUGGGAGAAAAUAUCAAAAUCAAAUAUUAAUAUUCAGUAGUAUAUAAGAAUUAAUUGAAACGAAAAAAAACUGGCUUUUGAAAUUUAUGUUCAACUGGUGCAUUUUUAAUGUCGUUUUCCAGACUAACUGCUGUUCCGGCUGUAUCUGUCUAACCUGAAUAAAAAUGAAAUCUCACCCAGA
Paramormyrops kingsleyae is the source of this 3199-nucleotide messenger RNA. RefSeq names its product rho GTPase-activating protein 12-like. Gene Ontology annotation, molecular function: protein binding. Gene Ontology annotation, cellular component: cytoplasm. NCBI's taxonomy places the organism in Eukaryota, Metazoa, Chordata, Actinopteri, Osteoglossiformes, Mormyridae. Gene Ontology annotation, biological process: signal transduction; regulation of GTPase activity. The record is from RefSeq and is a predicted model, not a curated record.